GUCCCUCCCAGGGAGUUGCCGCCCGCCGCUGGGCUGAGGGAGCGUGGGGGGGGGAGAGGUGCGAGCGCUGCCAAGGCCUGUCCGGGAACCCGUCGCCUCACAGCUGGAAUUUGUGAUCGUCCUCAACACUUUUCUCUUUCUCCCCCACCUUACAGCUUUCUGGGUUUAGGGUGAAAUUCUAGGCAGUUUCCUGCUUCCCUGUCCUUCCUACCCCGUGCAUCAGUCUUUUUAAAAACAGAGCCAUCAAUAACGAAAUAAACAAAAAAAGCCCACUGCUUUGACAGCAGCUGUCUUCUGGACUGACUGAAAUCUGUGAGCCCUGCUUAGCAGAAACUAGAGUUUGAUAGAAGCAUUAAAGGCAAGUACUGACUUUGGUCCAUUCAUUCACUUGGUUUUAUCCCCACCUGCUGCUUCACUUGCUCUGUUUGCUUCUGGGCAAUGCUUUUGCUGGAGUUCACAAGGCAAUUACUGUUGCUAUAUAAUGUGGAUGAUAAGGCAUGAUCUCAUGUAACAUACUUGCUAAGGUGAUUAUUUUUUUUUUUUUUUGUAGACUUAAUGGAGACACAGAGAUCCAUUCUGCUAGUGUCUUUCAUGUUUGAAGUUACUUGAAGUUGAAAUAAUAGGUUUUGGUUAAACUAUGGAAGUUUGGUUAAACUGCAAGAUGAGCAACUGGUAGAAGUAGGUGUUGACUUCUCAGGAGUCAUUGAGACAAUACAUCUUUCCAGUGUGUGACAAAAUUGCUCAGUAUGGGAAAAUAAUUAAGGGAAGGUAUCAUUUUGCUAUUUUAAUCAGGGUUUCAUGAUUUUAUUUGAUGCAUGUUGUAUACAGCAUUAAACGGAAAUGGAGAAUUUGUUUAGAAAUAGUGAAGUUUGAAAUGGUUGAUGUCACAGAUAAUCGGGGCAUGGAAAAUACGAGUUUACUGUGAGAGACUGAGAUUACAUUAGCAUAACUGACUGCUGGAUUUAGAUUAGUUGUUAGGUGCAGAUUUAUAAGGCAAUCAAAGUUUGUACGGUUUUUUUUGGUGUUUUUUAUUAAUGUGACUUUUUUUUUUUUUUUCCCCCACUAAUCAGUGAAAUGUUAAAUGCUUGGAAGGACCAGAGGUCUGAGAGUUUCAGUUGAUAUAAUUAAUGGCAAAUGGGUGGAGAGAACUGCUAGAUGAAUUUUUUGUUGCCCUAAGAAUUCUUCUUCAAAUGAAAUAGUUUGGUUUGAAUUAUUAGUAAGUGGAUAGGACUCAGUCUAGCAUGAAAUCCAUGUUCAUGGUUAUGAUAAUUGGGUAUGGGCUAUUAUGUGUACAGUAGUAUCCCUUUGGAUUUUAUGGGUUUAUUGAUGUGAGAAAGCUUUUGGAAUUUAGUCUGCUCUAGUUAAACUCCUGUAGUUUGAAAUAAACUGCAGCCAUCUUCAGCUGUUUUUAAGUUAUAAAGCUAUCUUUAAACUGAUUAGGAAGAAAUUUGAGCUAAGCUGAGAUACAGGAUGUAUGGAAUUUGUGUUCAUUUAGCUAUGCAGGCUUUAAAAUUGACUUAAAUUUCAUUUAGCAGUUUCUGGUUUGUUCAGUUGUACUGCAUACCUACUAGCAGCACAGAGGAAUCUGCUAAAAUGAUGAAAUUUGAGUAUUAGUGUGUGUAGAAGAGCAGGCAGAAAGGACGUGGGUAAUUAAUGCUUGAUUUAUUUAUGUUGAUGAGCUGCUUUAUUCUUUGCCUCUCUGGAAAAUUGUCGUACAUAUUAAAGGGAUUAGUUAAACAAAAAGCACACAGAAAAAGGGAACUCUAUAUUUAAAUGACAAGUCUGUUUCAAAGUACAGAGUUUGUUUCAGAGAAGUUUGGGUUUGCCACAUUUGUCCUUGCCUUUGGUGGCCUUCCCUGGCUGUCCCGACAGCCUGUCUCCUGGGUACUUGAGGACAAGCUAAGGGUUGCUAAUUGUAGAUCAGUGAAAUUCUCUUUUUUAGAGAAGAUCAUACUGGGCAUCAUGAACAGCAACAAUUUUGUAAUACUCCCAGGCUCAAAAACUGGAACCUCUGUGAGGUUAAAAGCAAAAACUGUCAGAGAAUUGCAGUCGGAGAAAGUGCAGUUGGAAGCAGAAAACAAAGAGAUGGAGAAGAAAUUAAGGCAACUACAGUCAAACAUGAGCAGAGAAAAAGAAGAGAGAAAGAAAUCAAGUGCUUAUCGUUGGAAAUCUGGACAGGCAGGACCAAUAACCAUCCAAGCCCAAGUUUUGUCACAAAGCAAAGAAAACAAUAAUAAGGUUUCUUCGGGAAAGGUGAAGUUGCAAAUACUCAAAGAACAGAUGCAAGAGUCAGUGGAAGAACCAUUUAAGCAUGAAAUGGCAAAUGCUGUAGGUCAUGAAAAACCUGAAGUGAAGGGGAUAGCAUAUGGACUAGGUGAAAUUAAGAGUGCGCUCCUGACAGAAGCUGAUAUACAUGUUGGAAAGCUGAAAGUCAUUGAUCGCUUCUUCAAGGAAGUAAAUUUGAAUGAAUCGAAAAUUAAUCAUGAGCAGAAGAAAGUAAACAGCAAGCAUCAGGUCACAUCAGACAAGUUUUCAUCUCUCUUAACAUCAGUAGGCAGUGCUGAGGAGCCGUCAUCAGAAUCAGCCUGUACAGCCCUUGAAAAACAGGACGGAGGAUUAUUACUAAAUGGUGUAUUUAAUGAGGAGGAAUCUGCAAAGUCUUUUCAGGAAGCAUUGCUUCAAUGGAGAAAAGGUAAUUGUGAUCACAGAGAACAACUGCGUGCCAGUGAGGUCCUAUCAGAACCUGUGGGAAUUUGUGAGGUACAGACCAAUCUUACAGUUAUGAAGGAACCUAUCCAAAUUGAAUUCAAGGAUGGCCUGAGCUACAUGGAGAAACUGUUGCUUAAGAAAUACAGAAGAACUCCUAUUAAACAAAUUUCUGGGAGUUGCGUUAAAGAUUUAAGGCCUGUGCAAACACCAAGUGUACAUCAGGCUGUGUUUGGAGGAGGGGGAGAAGGAGAUGAUGAUGAUGAUGUCAGUGACUUAACAGUUGAAGAGGUGAAGAGAUACUGGACAUCUGUUUUUAGAGAGGCAGAACCCAACACUAUUUCUCAAAGUCGAGAGUCCUCUUUGAAAAUUGAGUUCCUUGAUGAUUCUUAUGACAAAGACUUGGAAGAAUCGUCUAACUUCUUUGUGAUGGAAGCUGAGGCUGUGGGAAUGAAUAAGCAAGGAAAAACUGAACCACUCAAGCACUGUGGAAGAAAUCCCGUUUCUUCUCAAGAAAUUUCUCAAGAAAAAAUGGUUGUCUACAGUCCUCUUGAAAGAAAUGUAGUGCAAAAGGAGAGUAUUAAACUGAAGACUAUGAGAAGAUCAUUUAGCUCCUGUAAACUACCUGAGAAGACCUCUAACCUUCCCGAACUAAUGAGCAAUAGAUAUCUCCUUGAGAAAACCAAUGAAGAGUCACAAGAACUGGACAGCGUCUGCAGUAGUCAGAGUUUGGGUUUGCCUGUAAUUACAAAGUCUUCAGCGUUGCAGGAUGUAGCAAAAAGACAGAAAUCUGGUUCUACACAGUAUUGGGGACUUGAAGGUUUCUUUGUUGUAGGUGCAAACCCUAAUCAUGUAGUGCUUGAAGCGUGUUCUUCACCGUGUGCUGACUCCAGCCCUGUGGACAGUAGUAUCCCAUUCCCAGGAGAUGGGAAGUGGGUUGCUGAAAGGAGCUUAAGCAAAUAUGCCGAUAAUUCUAUAGUUCGAGGUGUCUUAGAUAGUCAGUUGAAUAGACCUUCAAGUGGUUUGGAGACUCAAAACAGAAUUUCUCCCCAGAUGGUAGCAUGGAGUUAUUACCCAGGGAAUGAUUUUAGAACACCUUGGUCAGCAAAUAUGCCACACUGUAAACUAACUGGAAACUGUCCAACAAGCACACAGCCAAGACCAAAGAGUUCACUUAAGUGUGUGUUUAGAGUUGAGAGCGAGAUAUCAAAACACAAAUACCUUGAUGUAACUAAACAAGAUGAGUAUCUUUGGGAAUAUAAUGCUGACCAAGAAGCCCUGCUUACUCUGGAAAAAGAAUUACAAAGUUAUACAGGUCAUGAAAAACGUUACAGCUUGGCUUCUGAAGAUACCACCUUCUCCAGAAGACACUCGGAGAGGUUAUGUAGAAAUACUACAGAUUUUCAUAAAAACCUGGAGCUAAAAGACCACAGCAGAUUUGAUACUCUCAGGGGCUGGGAUGAAAGCCAAGUGGAUGAUGAGGAAGAAAUUCUGGAGGAUCAGCAACAGGUUCUUUCAUUACAGUGAACAUGCAAAGAACUUUCUGCAAUUUCUGUCUUUACCUAUCAUACAAAAGCAAGAAGCAGAUGAAGAGGUGUCUUGAAUGCUGCUCACUAUAUUAUUUAUUAAGGAUUAUUUUGUAAAACUGUUAAUAAAAAUUCUUUAAAAAUC
Molecule: messenger RNA, 4377 nt
Organism: Tyto alba (common barn owl)
Lineage: Eukaryota; Metazoa; Chordata; Aves; Strigiformes; Tytonidae
Gene: ZBBX
Product: zinc finger B-box domain containing
Exons: 20
Coding region: 1774-4233 (819 amino acids)
Biological process (GO): cilium movement
Cellular component (GO): motile cilium
Source: RefSeq, a predicted model, not a curated record